Laccaria bicolor S238N-H82 is the source of this 300-nucleotide messenger RNA. RefSeq lists its product as uncharacterized. The record is from RefSeq and is a predicted model, not a curated record. Lineage: Eukaryota; Fungi; Basidiomycota; Agaricomycetes; Agaricales; Hydnangiaceae. Bases 1 to 300 code for a protein of 99 amino acids. The transcript has 2 exons.
AUGAAGAAGGGCGAGCAAGGGCUUAACGGUCAUACAUAUAACAUACACCCACAAGUAAAGACCCCUGCAAUUGAUAUGUAUACACAUAUCAUAAUGUGGAAGGAUUUUUAUGAAACUGACCUAUUGAAGCACAAGCUACAACUGAAUGAUUACAUCUUUCCCACUCUUGGAACAAGUGGCAUCUUGGUUCAUCCCAAGCAACCAAUAAUGGGAUCUGUAAUUCAAAAGAAGAUCACCAAAAUGGCAGAAGCUGCUGGAAUCAGUGGGGCAAAGCAUUUCACCACACAUUGCUUUCAUUGA